Anolis carolinensis (green anole) is the source of this 4781-nucleotide messenger RNA. It is a transcript of the gene sec24b, whose product is annotated as SEC24 homolog B, COPII coat complex component. The record is from RefSeq and is a predicted model, not a curated record. Gene Ontology annotation, biological process: endoplasmic reticulum to Golgi vesicle-mediated transport; intracellular protein transport; COPII-coated vesicle cargo loading. Lineage: Eukaryota; Metazoa; Chordata; Lepidosauria; Squamata; Anolidae. The transcript is spliced from 24 exons. Gene Ontology annotation, cellular component: endoplasmic reticulum exit site; COPII vesicle coat. Gene Ontology annotation, molecular function: SNARE binding; zinc ion binding. Bases 116 to 3739 code for a protein of 1207 amino acids.
UCCGUUGGUGACCGACGCAGGCGCGCUCCUCCUCCCCCCGCCCGCGGGAGACUUCUUGAGGGAGAGAGAAAGAGAGAGAGGGCCAAAGCGGGAAUCGCUUGAGGAUCCCGGCGCCAUGUCAGUGCCUCCCACCGGGUUUCCCCCUCCCGCCCGCGCCCCUUCCUUCCCUGGAGGGCCCGGCGCCAACCUGCAGGCCCAAAGCUGCCAGAAUGGACCAGCACAAAAUCAGAUGCAGUUCUCUUCUGGAUAUGGCUCAUAUUCUCAAAACUACUCACAAGUGCCCAAUAAAGCUGUCCCUUCACAGCUGGAUAACCAUUAUUAUUCUGCCCAUUACUCAGUACCAGCACAAAAUGUUAAUGCACCUGUUGUGACUUCCAAGAUGCUGAAUGCACAGGGAUCACAGUACCUGCACAAUAGGGCACCUCACUUUGUAGAAUCAUCUGGACCUAUCCAAGGAAUGAUUUCUUCUGCAUCCCAAUUACAUCCCAACAUUUCCCAGUCAUAUUCCUCAUUUGGUAGUCCCUACAGUAAUUCAGUUUUGCACUCUGACAGCUCUUCAGUUCCAUCUCAGGGAUUUUUUCCUCCAUCCAGUCAUUAUAUCAUGCCUGCUGCGCCUCUCACUGCUUAUCCUAAUGUCUCAUUUCCUUCUGAGUCCAUCAGUAGUCCCUAUGGGCAAGUGCCUACUUCUCACAGUGUACCAGCUCUUGGAUAUCCAAAAGAGGCAAGCACUUACUCUAGUCAAAACAGAGUCCCGCCGACAGGACAACGAACAGCUCAUCUAGGUUACAACUCGACAUCAUGGUCUACUCCAGAACUCCAGUCGGCUCAAGAGAAUCAUACUGCAUCCUUUACGGGAUCAUUGUCUGAAACAAGCAACCUAGAGAACAGAGGCUCACCACAUCCUGCAAAGCAGAAUAUUCAGCCUCUAAAGCCUGCCCAGAGAAUUUCUUCAACUGCAAGCUCUUCAGUUAUAACACCUGCUGUGGAGAAAACCACAAAACCCUCCACCUCAUCCUCUCUUACACAACUGCCAGAUGCCUUGCUUCAUGAAGGCAUGCAGUUUGGUGGAUAUGUUAAUAAUCAAGCUAGCUCUCCAGCAACUCCCUUGUCAUCAAGUUCAGAUGAUGAGGAAGAGGAUGAGGAGGAUGAGGAAGCAGCUCUUGACAGCUCUUCUACUACUAGCAGCGCAUCUCCUGUUCUCAACAAUUAUGAUAGUCUUGAAGGAGGUGGCUACCCAGAGGAACAUUCUACAACAAAUAGCCCAGCUCCUAUUCCUUCAACAUCCCCGACAUCUAAAACCUCAAAGCCAUUUGGCUAUGGAUACCCUACUCUUCAGCCUGGCUACCAAAAUGUAACACCAGCUGUACCACCAUCUGCUGUGCAGUCUGGUGGCUCUGGAUAUAAUUCUGGAUUUCCUCAGUAUCCACAGCAAUAUCCUACAAUGAAUCAACUAUCUGCUAGUCUGGGAGGACUAGGUAUACAGCAGCCUGAGAGCUUAAGACCAGUCAAUCUUACUCAGGAUAGAAAUACCCUAUCUGUUGUCCCAACUCCAGCUCCUGUACCUAAUUUGAACUCAGACCUGAAGAGACUGAACUGCAGCCCAGACUCAUUUCGAUGCACUUUGACAAAUAUUCCACAGACUCAGUCUUUGCUAAAUAAGGCAAAACUUCCUUUGGGGUUGCUUCUUCAUCCCUUUAGAGAUUUAACGCAUUUACCUGUGAUUACAUCAAACACCAUUGUGAGAUGUAGAUCGUGUAGAACAUACAUCAAUCCUUUUGUGUCUUUUAUUGACCAGAGGAGGUGGAAGUGUAACCUGUGCUACAGAGUUAAUGAUGUCCCAGAAGAAUUCAUGUACAAUCCUCUGACACGGUCCUAUGGAGAGCCCCACAAGCGGCCAGAGGUCCAAAACUCUACAGUGGAGUUUAUUGCUUCUUCAGAUUACAUGCUUCGACCUCCACAGCCGGCAGUAUAUUUGUUUGUGUUUGAUGUGUCCCACAAUGCAGUAGAAGCUGGCUACUUGUCAAUUGUGUGCCAGUCUUUGCUGAAAAACCUAGACAAGUUGCCUGGAGAUUCAAGAACAAGAAUAGGCUUCAUAACAUUUGACAGCACUGUUCAGUUCUACAACUUGCAGGAAGGAUUAUCACAGCCUCAGAUGUUAAUUGUCUCGGAAAUUGAUGAUGUUUUCCUGCCUACACCUGAUAGCUUACUUGUUAAUCUGCAUGAAAGUAAAGAGCUAAUUAAAGACUUGCUCAAUGCUUUGCCUAAUAUGUUCACCAAUACAAGAGAAACACACAGUGCAUUGGGUCCAGCCCUUCAAGCUGCCUAUAAAUUGAUGUCUCCAACGGGUGGACGCGUAUCUGUGUUUCAAACACAGUUGCCUUCUCUGGGCACAGGCCGCUUGCAAUCCAGAGAAGAUCCCAAUCAGAGAUCAAGCACAAAGGGGGUUCAGCAUCUUGGUCCAGCAACAGAUUUUUAUAAAAAACUUGCACUAGACUGUUCAGGACAGCAAACAGCAGUGGAUUUGUUCCUUUUAAGUUCUCAGUAUUCUGAUUUGGCUUCUCUUGCUUGCAUGUCCAAAUUUUCUGCUGGAUGCAUCUAUUAUUACCCAUCUUUCCACCAUAUUCAUAAUCCUGUUCAAGCAGAAAAACUUCAAAAAGACCUUAAAAGAUACCUUACAAGAAAGAUUGGAUUUGAAGCAGUCAUGAGAAUAAGAUGUACAAAAGGUCUGUCAAUUCACACCUUUCAUGGCAACUUUUUUGUGCGAUCAACUGAUUUAUUAUCACUUGCCAAUGUCAAUCCUGAUGCUGGAUUUGCAGUACAAAUGUCCAUUGAAGAAAGUCUGGCAGAUACAUCAUUAGUCUGUUUUCAGACAGCACUUUUAUAUACCUCCAGCAAAGGUGAGCGGAGAAUUAGAAUCCAUACACUUUGCUUGCCUGUGGUGACUUCGCUGAUAGAUGUUUAUGCUGGAGCAGAUACACAAGCAAUUAUAUGUCUUUUAGCCAAUAUGGCUGUGGAUCGAUCAGUUUCGUCAAGUUUGUCAGAUGCUAGAGAUGCCUUAGUGAACGCAGUGGUAGAUUCAUUGUCUGCUUAUAUGUCAACGGCAUCAAACCUCCAACAAUCUGCUUUGAUUGCUCCAAAUUCCCUCAGGCUUUUUCCUCUGUAUGUUUUGGCUCUCUUCAAACAGAAAGCAUUUAGAACAGGCACAAGUACACGUUUGGACGAUCGUGUGUAUACCAUGUGCCAAAUAAAAAGUCAACCAUUGGUUCACUUAAUGAAGAUGUUAUACCCAAGUUUGUAUAGAAUAGACCGUCUUACUGAUGAGGGUGCAAUACAUGUCAAUGAUAGAGUUGUACCUCAACCUCCUCUUCAACGAUUGUCUGCAGAGAAGUUAACUAGAGAAGGAGCUUUUCUUUUGGACUGUGGCACAAUAUUUUACAUCUGGAUUGGAAGAAGCUGUGAUAAUAACUUCAUAAAAGAUGUCCUUGGAUACCCUAAUUAUUUAUCAGUACCUCAGAAUUUGAUGCAGCUUCCUGAAUUAGAUAAUCUUUCUUCAGAACGAACGAGGUCUUUUAUAUCCUGGCUUAAGGAGAGCAAACCACUAAGUCCAGUACUUCUAGUAAUAAAGGAUGAAAGCCCUGCAAAAGCAGAUUUUCUUCAGCACUUAGUUGAAGACAAGACAGAGGCAGCAUAUUCUUACUAUGAAUUUUUGCUUCACCUUCAACAACAAAUUUGUAAAUGAGAAGGAGGAAACAAACAACAAAAAUUGGUUCUGGACUUCUUAUUCCAAUUUUCAGCUGUGAAAGAAGCACACUGGAAGUGAUAGAACCAGGCCUGGGUUCUUCAGAAUCCUUUUCUAACGGACAAAAUACACAUUUUAAAGUUCUGCUUCGGUAUAAAAAUGAUGGUUAUGACGCAGUUUCAGUAGUAUGUUUUCAGCUGGUUUGUAUGCAUUUCCUAUAGUGCAACAAUAUGGUGCUUCUGUCUACUUUAAGCUGGUGAAUUGACAUUGUGAUGUGAAAUAGUAUUUCUUAAAGAAAUCUGACAUCAGAGAGCCUUUACCCUAAAAUUUAGUAUGAUAAUCUUUCCAGAUGAUUUCCAGCAGAGAUGCCAAAGCGCAGUGUUCCGUGCUGUUUAUAUGAAUUUGUAAAGGAGAUAAUUCAUAUUUGAAAACUUCACCAUUUUCUCUGUGAAGAUUACAGAAUUUCAAUGCAACGUAUAUACAUUGUAGAAAUUAUAUAUACAUAUAUAUAUAUAUAAAUGUACAGAACUGAUAACAUUUGUAAAGAAAAUGUAUAAAAAUGUAACUACAGAGUAUGGAUUGCAUAGUGUGGUGCAGUGUUGGUGAUUGGAUGACAGAUCACUAUUGGAGUUAAAGAAUAAAGUUGACUGAUGCAUCUGAGACAAAAUUCUGAAUCCACAUAGGAAAAUGCAACUUUAUAAUUCAUUUAAUCAGUUCUUUUAUGUGGAUUUAUUUAUGAUCAGCUAAUUAAAGGUAUUUUGCUUGAUCAUGUGUUUUUAUAUCUAUGCGAUUAUUACAUUUUAGACUAAUAUUUAAUUUUGCUUGCUGUAUUGAGAAUAAUUGUUUACUACCUUAUUGUAUAGAAUUUCUGAUAAAUGAGAAUGUUGCUAAAUUUGGACUGGGAUUUGUGUAAGGAUAUAGCUGGCUUACUGCUACUGCCCUACACUGGGUAGUGCCUCUUAACAUACUCUGCAACAAUUGUGGUUCUGGAUUUCUCCUUUUCUCUUGCCGCAAUGAGACAUUAAAGAAAGUUUAUAUUUCA